CCUGGUCCUUCUGCGGGAAGGGAAAAAUCUGCUACUCUAUCAGGAAACACAAGGGGGUGGAGAUAUUGACUACUCAGCUACUUGUUUAUGUAUAGUGAGGCUCCUGUUACUGUUAAGAUCACGUACAAUACAGAUCACUGCGUUUGCCAGUAAAGCAGAAACAUUAUAAUUAUAUCUGACAAAUUCAGUUGCUGAACAAGACAAUGUCUGACAAGACCGAGAACCAAACCUCAGAGCUUCCUGAUGCACACAGAGGCCGUACUGAUGUGACAUCUACAGAUGGCUUAGCGGUUGAACACAGAGGAGAGCCGUAUGUACAUGAUCAGGUGAAGACAGAGGAGGAUGAAGUAGCUAUAAAUACGGCUACAGGCCGUACUAAUGUGACGCCUACAGAUGGCUCAGCAGUUGAGCACAGAGGAGAACCGAAUGUGUGUGAUCAGAUGAAGACUGAGGAGGAUAAAGUUCCUAUACAUACAGCUACAGAUCAAGAUAACGCUGAUAUAGUGAAAGUUGAGAUAACAGAAGAUCUGUGUGUGAGGCGUCAGGUGAAAGCUCCAGAUUAUGAAAUCAGUGACCGUAUCAGCUCAGGUCGUAUGGAUGUUGCAUCUUCAGAUGGCUCAGCCAAUAAGCACAGAGGAGAAUCGUAUGUGUGUGAUCAAAUGAAGACUGAGGGGGAUGAAGUUCCUAUAAAAUCAGCUACAGGUAUAUUUACAAACUGCAGUAAUCCUAAUUAUGACCAGAGUGCUGAUACUUCUUUUAAUCUUCUUCAAAAUAAGAGAAGCCACAUGGGAAACUUAUGUUCUGAAUCUGGAAAAUCUUUUACCUUGAAAUCAGCUCUUGGUAAUCGUGUGAAAAUUCAUACAGAAAAGAAAGUAUUUUCAUGUUCUCACUGUGGGAAAUGUUUUACUCUGAAAUCACAUUUUAUUACGCAUCAGAAAAUUCAUACAGGGGAGAAAGCAUUUUCAUGUUCUGACUGUGGGAAAUUUUUUACUCGGAAAUCAAAUCUUAUUAAUCAUCAGAAAAUUCAUAUAGGAGAGAAAGCUUUUUCAUGUUCUGACUGCGGCAAAUGUUUUAUUCGGAAAUCAAAUCUUAUAGAUGAUCAGAAAAUUCAUAUAGAAGAGAAAGCAUUUUCAUGUUCUGACUGUGGCAAAUGUUUUAAUGUGAAAUCAAAUCUCAUAAAGCAUCAGAAAAUUCAUACAGGAGAGAAAGCAUUUUCAUGUUCUGAGUGUGGCAAAUGUUUUACUCUAAAAUCAUAUCUCAUUAAGCAUCAGAUAAUUCAUACAGGGAAGAAAGCAUUUUCAUGUUCUGACUGUGAGAAAUGUUUUACUGAGAAAUCCCAUCUUAUUAGGCAUCAGAAAAUUCAUACACGGGAGAAAGCAUUUUCAUGUUCUGACUGUGGGAAAUGUUUUACUCAGAAAUCAGAACUUAUUAGGCAUCAGAAACUUCAUACAGGAGAGAAAGCAUUUUCAUGUUCUGAGUGUGGCAAAUGUUUUACUCUAAAAUCAUAUCUCAUUAAGCAUCAGAUAAUUCAUACAGGGAAGAAAGCAUUUUCAUGUUUUGACUGUGAGAAAUGUUUUACUGAGAAAUCCCAUCUUAUUCGGCAUCAGAAAAUUCAUACAGGGGAGAAAGCAUUUUCAUGUUCUGACUGCGGGAAAUGUUUUACUCAGAAAUCACAUCUUAAUAGACAUCAAAAACUUCAUACAGGGGAGAAAGCAUUUUCAUGUUCACACUGUGGGAAAUGUUUUACUCUGAAAUCACAUCUUAAUAGACAUCAAAAACUUCAUACAGGAGAGAAAGAAUUUUCAUGUUCUGACUGUGGGAAAUGUUUUACUCGGAAAUUAUAUCUUAUUACUCAUCUGAAAAUUCAUAUUAAAGGAAAUAUGUGAAAUCAGCACUUGAGUAUGACACAGUUGUCACCUGCACAAUGUCUAUAGUACUUAUAACUACAUGUCGUCCUCUGUGGUACCCACUUUUGGGACAGUUUGAGGCCCUUCUGUACCUCAAGCGCUUAUAAGAUGGCUCUGGGGAUUAGGUUUCCAUAGCCAAGUGAUCAUAUGGCACACAAAAAAAUGUGUUUUAUUUCAGUAAAGGUUCAUAUAAGGGGGGCCAUAUGUGUAGAUCAAAGUUAGAUAAAAAAAAAUAUCAAAAGGCCCUUAUUUAUAUGUUGAUAAAUCCAACUUUGAAAUGUAGGUACUGUUUGAGGACAUUAUAGUAAGCUGAUCACUGAGGUGACAAUAUUUCCCUAGCUGGAAUUUAAAUUGACCAGGUGUAUACGUUAGCAUCGGCUAAAUAAAAUGCAUUGUGCUGAAAUAUAACAAAAAUUAAAAAAAUAUAUAUUUUGAUUUUCAAAUACUAAUUUUUAUUGGCAAACUCUAAAUUAUUCUCCUUUUCUUCUUAUUUUACAAUGGUUACCUAAUACAGUCACAUUGUAUUGUUUACAACUGUGUUUAUUAAAAUUGUAAUAAAAAUAUAAUUUUUUCACA
This is a messenger RNA of Bombina bombina (fire-bellied toad), 2483 nucleotides long. Its product is annotated as gastrula zinc finger protein XlCGF26.1-like. The transcript is spliced from 7 exons. Bases 204 to 1886 code for a protein of 560 amino acids. NCBI's taxonomy places the organism in Eukaryota, Metazoa, Chordata, Amphibia, Anura, Bombinatoridae. Gene Ontology annotation, biological process: regulation of cytokine production; negative regulation of transcription by RNA polymerase II; regulation of immune system process. The record is from RefSeq and is a predicted model, not a curated record.